Messenger RNA from Penicillium hordei, 2118 nucleotides. RefSeq names its product Kelch motif domain protein. The record is from RefSeq and is a predicted model, not a curated record. The coding region runs from base 1 to 2118 and encodes 705 amino acids. The transcript has 3 exons. NCBI's taxonomy places the organism in Eukaryota, Fungi, Ascomycota, Eurotiomycetes, Eurotiales, Aspergillaceae. Gene Ontology annotation, molecular function: protein binding.
AUGCAGGACGUCUUUCUGAUGCCCGCCAGUCAGACUGGUGGUCGUCGGACCAGCGCGGACUAUCGACCCGGCAUAAAAAAAGCCCAGGGCCAUGUCCCUGCGUGCCUGGUCAAUGCCUCGGUGACGUACUGCAGCAAUGAUCGCAUUUAUGCAUUCGGCGGAUUUGACCAGUUUACCGAUGAAGUUUAUAACCACGUGCUCAGGCUGGACUUGGAGACUCUACGUUGGGAGCUCGUUGACAACUAUGGCGAUAUCCCCGGAGUUCGCAUGGGACACACGGCCACAUUAUAUCAAGGGGAUAAAUUGAUUGUGUUUGGAGGCGAAAAUGAACAUCGCGAAUACCUUUCCGACGUUGUCAUCCUCGAUCUCAAUACCUUCACCUGGACACUUCCCGAAAUUCGCGGGUCGAUCCCGCGCGGACGAGCCCGCCAUGCUGCUGUCAUUCAUGAAGAUAAGCUUUUUAUUGUGGGUGGAGUGACAGGCAUAGGAGGCGUGACAGGGGAGAAGAAUGUGAUUUUGGAUGAUUUGACCUACUUGGAUCUACAGACAUGGACCUGGUCUCGAACAUGGAGCUUCACUGCUCGCUUUGACCAUACAGCUUGGGUUUGGGGCACCCGGCUCUGGAUAUUUGGUGGAUUGGGUCCAAACAUGGAACGGACGACUGAUAUCUGGUGGCUCGACCUUAAGGGAUCUCCAUCGCUGGCCGGAAAUGCCACUCCCCAAGGUAGAGUCAACUCCCUGGACGUCAAUCUUCCUGCGGCUCAUCUUCCAGACUCUAUCUCUAGCAGCCCUCACCAAAUGUCUCCCCGCUCCGGAAUAUACGCCGCCAAUUCAGGCAGUGUGCAGGUACGCAAUUUGGGCCGACGCAAGCCAGUUGCGCCUGGUGCCAUAUCUUGUCUUAGGUUUGAUUCUGGUCCUCAUGUUCCCUCCCUCUUUUCUGGUACUCAUUUUCAUUCAUUUGCCUCUGGUGUCCUGCUCGACUUAAUCACGCCCUCGGAGACCGUACGGUCGCAUGAUUGUAACCUGUCAGCUCUGGACCUGAACUCGCUGCGCUGGCAACGGCUGGCCGAUGGCCAAGAGAUCUUCCGGCCUGGCUAUCGAUGGCACUACUGCACUGUCAAUGACGCGGGGACCAAAGCAUGGCUCUUGGGGUGUAGUCUUGAUGUCGCGAAUGUACCGGGAGGUAGCGACGAGAAUCAUAUGAGUGAAGUCCUGACUAUCGACCUGGAAAAGUAUGGUUUGCUAGGUAACGGCUUGUCGGCAGAACCUCCCGAACAAGGUGCACCUUGGCCGUCUGAUCAGAUGGGCUCUCAGGUUUCCGGGCUUGGAACCGAUCUAGCCGCUGUUUUUGACAACCCCCCUGAAUCUGGAAGUGGCACGGACUUUGUCAUCACUGCUAUUCGUGAUGAUCACGACGGGUCUGUCUCGGAAGAUGUGGGCGAUACACCGUCCGUUUCCCCAACCCAAGCCCAGCCGACCUUUGUGGAACAGAACCCCUGGACUUCGGAGCCUAUCCAUGUCCACCGUAUCAUUCUCCAGCUCAGAUGGCCACAUUUCAAGCGCUUGUACUCCGCCCAGAUGGCCGAGUACCACACUAAGCGGAUGCACAUUCCCGAGCCUUAUUCUGUCGUGCGCGCGUUUCUCUAUUACCUAUACACAGACAGUAUUGCCGGCCAUCCAGACUAUUGCUCGAGUGUUAUUGACGUGGCGGGUAUGCUUGUCAUGGCCAAUCUUUAUGACAUGCCGAAGCUUCGCCUCCUGUGUGUCAAUAGGUUAGGCCAAGAGCUUGAUGUAGACAACGCGGCCAUCGUCUGGGAGCGUGCGGGGCGGACCAAUGAGCACUGGCUGAUGCGCCGAGCAGCACAAUUUUGCAUGACAUACUGGGGUCGCGUGGUGCGGACAGACGGUUUCAAAUCCCUCAGCCACCAGAGUUUGAUUCAACUCUGUGAGGUAGUGGAUACAGAAGGUCGCGUUUUCGCAGGGCCUGAAUUGGAGAUGGUCACAUUCGGCGCAGAUAGCCUAGGUGACCGAGACAAAAGCUCUCGAAUGCGGCUGGGAUCUGCCACAGACGAGAUGUCCGAGGUUGAGGCGGACGACGAAGGAAUGGAGAUCUCAUGA